AUGGAGAUGCCGAGACGCCAGGGCUUCGUCACCGUUGGAUCGGAUCGGUACGCAGAGUGGCAGAACUUGGUGCUGCAAGCAACCACGGACGCGGUGAGCGAAGAGGAGGCACUGAUCGGAGAGCCGGCAGGACCCAUGGUCGAUCACCCGGAGUACGAUCCCCCGAAAAGAAAUCUGAGAUGCCCCGAGGCAGUCAGCAACCAGAUCGCAAAGGUGUCUGACGGGAAGGAAGACGAGAAUACAGCCGAGGAGCUGCCCGAAGGCUACGAAACCGAAGGCCUGAUUAAGACGAAGCCGAUCGAGAGUGCCUCGGAGCUACCAUCCGCGAAUCAAUCUUUGGAGGAUGAUCAAGUCUGCAUCCGCGAAGGGGAGAAACUCUUCGCCGAGGAUGUGGAUAACCAGAUGGAGGAAGCUGGAUCGCCGACGGCGAUGCUGAAUGAAGCAUGA
Messenger RNA from Phytophthora nicotianae INRA-310, 447 nucleotides. RefSeq lists its product as hypothetical. The record is from RefSeq and is a predicted model, not a curated record. NCBI's taxonomy places the organism in Eukaryota, Oomycota, Peronosporomycetes, Peronosporales, Peronosporaceae. Bases 1 to 447 code for a protein of 148 amino acids. The transcript has a single exon.